GUCAGAAUUCUGCACUAAAUUAGUAGAACCUGAAAAGUAGACAGCUGAAUUUUGAAAUCUGAAAAAGUAGAGAGAUUAAUUUCCUAGAAAUAAAAGUAUAGGGGUUAAAUUAUAAAUUUACAAAAGUAGAGUGACUUAUGGAAAAAUUUAUCCUUUAUCCGAUUUAUAAUCGACAGCCACGUGGUAAUUCCUCCUUUCUAGUUUUCUGACAGCGGGAAACUAUGGGUUUAAUUACCUCCAACUGCCGGUGAACCAAUCUCUAAUCCACCGGCUCAACCGGUUUAUUGGUCAAUAACUAUGGGUUUAAGCCUUUUAUUUUGUAAUGGCGGUUUUUUUUUAUUUCUUUUAAGCUUUGCAGGGUUUUUGUAAAAAAACUCCUUCGUUUCAAAUUACAACAACUUAACCAAAAGAAAAAUCUGAUAUUUGUUUAAGCUGAAUUUUCAUUAAAAAUAUUGCAUUUUCAAUUGUUUUCUUUGUGUAUAUGCGUGUGUGUAUAUAUAUUGGGAUUUAAGAACUGAAGAUCCUUUCAAUUCAAAAGGUGAGUUCUUGAACCUUUUUACUUGAAUUAUAAGGUAUCUUCCUUUUUAUGGUUUACUAUUUGGAGUUUUUUAAAUUUCCCGUUGAAUUACGCCAAAUUGUGAGUAAAUUUGGGCUUUACGUGAUUAAAUUUCGAAUCGAAUUAUAAUUUGGAUCGAGAUCUGAGCUUCUUUUUUCGCUUCGAAAAUGUUAAUCGUGCCAAAGUUGGAAUUUCGGUUGAACUUUUAGUUUUAUGGGAUUUUUUUAGUUUCCACUAAUUAUUUUAAAAAAAACAAAGAGAAUAAGAAUUUAACCAUUUUUUUGCUUUGUUUAAUUGUAUAAUUUCUUGUUUAAGUUCAAGAUUUUCAAUCAAUUCUAAUUUAAAUUUCACAGUGGAAAUUUUAAUUUUAACAGAAAUUUGAAUUUGAUCAAAGCUAAGCAACUGUAUUCUUCUCUUAAUAUACCGUUUUGGGAUCCGUAAAUUUGAUAUGUUCAUUUUAAAAAAAUUCUGGCCGUUGAAUUUCCUUGUUUUUUUCAGUGAUCAAGCAAAAUUAAUUUGGGUUAUAUACACAGAUAUAAUAUAUAUAUAUUAAGGUUUGUUGUGGUUAUCUUUGUUAUUAUUCUGAUAUAUGAGCUACUCUAUUUUUGGAUUGGUUUAUGUGCAGAGAAUUUGAGUCUGGAAUAUUUUCUUUUUGUUGAUGGAUUGAAUUACCUUAACAUGCCUGUGAUAUGGUGUUUAAGAAGAGGUUAGAUUAUGGAUUCAAUGCCUUCAAUGUCCACGAUGUACCCCGAGCCGCUCGAUCGAUGCGGAGGAGGAGUCAAAGUAAGUGGACAGUUCAGGAAAGUCAGUUUUGCGCAUUUGAAAUGUUAGCUUCUCUAGCUGGGAAGCUACUGCAGGAGAGUGAAAGUUCUGCUUCGAGCAAUGCUUCAGAAGGACAUGAAUGUGAUUCUAUAGGUAAAAAUUGUUUUAAACAGGAAAUCCAGUACGAUGAUAAGCCUUUGAAACCCAAAUGUUUUGAGCAAGGAAGGUGUGAAGCAAGCGUUGCUGCCUCAGAGUUGACUACUGAAAAUGGUGAUGAUUCGAAGGACUUUAGAUGUGCUGAAAAUAAUGCCAUCUUGGAAUGCACUUUGACAAAGACGGAUCCUGCUUGCUCAGAGGAAAUCAAUGGCGAUUUAAACUAUGGGAGUUUUCCGGGUAAUGUAGAUGACCAUUCCCCUUAUUUUGGGGAGUCUUAUAAUGGUAAAACUGAGAAUGCAUUUAAACAAGAGCGAGAUCCUACGGGUUUGGAGACUCAGGCUCUAAAUAUUGCUAAUAAUGGCCCCUCAAAGGAUCCCGUUAAGUUUGAUAGAGUUGUCAAAUUGCUAUCAUGUCGGGACCCUGUUCCUAGUGUUCCAUUUACAAGACGUAGGAAUGAUAUUAAGUUAGGCAGUAGAGAUGAUGAAGAAAACUUUUCUAGGUUUAAGAGACUUAGCAAGAGGUUUAAGGCUUCUAGACCUCCAACAUGUACCGGAGACCGAAGAAUAAGGAAGUUGCUGACAUCCAAAUACUGGAAAGUUGCUACAAAGUUGAAGGAUUUUGAACAUUCUAGAUUUGGAGGAAAAAGGCCUCUGUAUCGCAAGUGGAAGACAUACUACAACUACCACAGAUAUCAAUAUGACACGCUUUAUAAACAGAGGAAGAUCUUUGACCGUAAAAGCAUUACUAGUUCUCCUGAGAAGGAUAUGAAUGGUGAUAAGUGUAGCACAGCUGCAAUGUCAGAUAGAGUGAAAUUUAGCAUCAAGUCCUUUAGGAUUCCAGAACUUUACAUCGAGGUGCCCGAAACUGCAACUGUUGGUUCACUGAAGAGGACCGUAAUGGAGGCAGUGACAGCCUUAAUUGGGGGUGGAAUACGUGUCGGGCUACUCCUUCAAGGGAAAAAGGUGAGAGAUGACAGCAGAACUCUAUCACAGGCUGGUAUUUCCUGUGAUGAUAAUCUGGAUGCUCUCGGUUUCACUUUGGAGCCUGGUCCUGCAAAAGCUCCUCCAACCAUGUGCUCUGAAGAACCACCUCUUUUAUUAUCAUAUGACGCCGCCCCACAAAAUUUAACAAGCUCUCUGGCCACUCCAGCUGUAAAUACUGGCAUUCCGAAUUGCACAUCCAACCUACAUUUACUGACCAAUUCAGAAAAUCCUGCGACUGACCAUGAACCCAUUUCCUCCAAAACUGACAUGCCAACUGAUCAAAGUCUGUUGGAGCCAAGGGCUCUGGUUCCGGUUCCAGUUCCAGUUCCAGCAACAAAUGUUGAGGCACUAACUGCUGUCGCAGUCAACCAGAGUUUCCAAAAAUCUGAGCUUGCACAGCGUCGAAUCUGGAGGCCAUUUUCCAUAUCAGAAGUCGAAGCAUUGGUACAGGCAGUUGAGGAGAUUGGUACUGGAAGGUGGCGUGAUGUUAAAUUGCGAGCUUUUGAGAGUGCUGACCAUCGGACUUAUGUGAAUUUGAAGGAUAAAUGGAAAACACUGGUUCACACAGCGAAGAUUUCCCCACAACAACGGCGAGGAGAUCCAGUACCUCAGGAACUCCUGGACAGAGUUUUGGUUGCCCAUGCUUACUGGGCUCAGCAUCAAGCUAAAAAGCAGCAAAGUAAGCAUCACCAUCAUCGUCAUGGAACUCCGAGCAUCACAGACACCACUGAAGCUGACAGAAAGGGUGUUGCACGUGUCCCAAUCGGUACAAUGUAAGGAAAACAAAAGGCACACAUACCCACACUGACAUGAAACAUUGUACAAAUUAUUCACAUUUUAUGUAAUGUUGCACUCUCACUUGAUUUAUUGGCCUGGUCUUUUCUUGGUGGGGGAGCCAUUGGCACUUUCUGCAAAUAAAAUGAUGAGAUGAAAUAAGAUGGGUCAACUAACCACAUUUUUCAGUA
This is a messenger RNA of Gossypium raimondii (Peruvian cotton), 3422 nucleotides long. Its product is annotated as telomere repeat-binding protein 4. Lineage: Eukaryota; Viridiplantae; Streptophyta; Magnoliopsida; Malvales; Malvaceae. The coding region runs from base 1246 to 3234 and encodes 662 amino acids. Gene Ontology annotation, molecular function: protein binding. The transcript has 8 exons. The record is from RefSeq and is a predicted model, not a curated record.